This is a messenger RNA of Coniosporium apollinis CBS 100218, 417 nucleotides long. RefSeq names its product cytochrome b5. The transcript has 3 exons. The coding region runs from base 1 to 417 and encodes 138 amino acids. Gene Ontology annotation, molecular function: heme binding. The record is from RefSeq and is a predicted model, not a curated record. Lineage: Eukaryota; Fungi; Ascomycota; Dothideomycetes. Gene Ontology annotation, cellular component: intracellular membrane-bounded organelle; endoplasmic reticulum membrane. Gene Ontology annotation, biological process: sterol biosynthetic process.
AUGGCGGACAAGGACUACACCUACUCCGACGUUUCGUCGCACAGCACCAAGAAGGACCUGCUGGUCGUGAUACACGACAAAGUCUACAAUGCGUCUAGCUUUGUGGACGAGCAUCCCGGCGGCGAAGAGGUUCUCCUAGACGUCGGCGGCCAAGACGCAACCGAAGCCUUCGAAGACGUCGGCCACAGUGACGAGGCGCGCGAGAUCCUCGAGGGCCUGCUCGUCGGCAAGCUAAAGCGAGAGGACGGCGACCCCGCCCCCUCCUCCUCCGCCCAGCCCACCGCGACCAAGACAGCAGGCCCGGACGCCGCGGGCCUGGGUGUCGGGAUCUACGCCAUUAUCCUCGUCGGCGGUGCCCUCGCUUUCGCGGCGUAUAAGUACCUGCAGGCGAAGUCGGACAGCAGUGUGAAGUUGUAG